AUGUUCCGUUCUUUUCGAUUCUCUGACCAGUUUCAAGGAAUUGUAAGAGGAGGCUAUCGAUCAUCGACCUUCAGUAAUAAGAUUGAUCCAAAGAAGCCGAUGUGCCUUUAUGAACUUUCUGGUGGGUCCUGUAAUGACGAUUCAUGCAAAUCACAGCAUGAGCGGGAUUAUCAAAUGACAGAUGAGGACCUGAUCAUCGAUUUGGCUCGCUAUGCUGAAGGAAGCACGCCUCAUACCCGCCAGCUGUUUGCAGAUAUGCUGUCGGCCAAACUCGCUCAUUUGCGAGCAUCAGGAAUCCAUAAUACUGAUCUUUUGGUCGAUUCGAUUGUGAAAAACCAUCGUGAAUUUGUCAAAGAUCCUACUCGGGUCAUC
This is a messenger RNA of Lobosporangium transversale, 372 nucleotides long. RefSeq lists its product as hypothetical. Gene Ontology annotation, cellular component: nucleus; exosome (RNase complex). The transcript has a single exon. The record is from RefSeq and is a predicted model, not a curated record. Lineage: Eukaryota; Fungi; Mortierellomycota; Mortierellomycetes; Mortierellales; Mortierellaceae. Gene Ontology annotation, molecular function: metal ion binding. The annotation marks the transcript as partial.